Messenger RNA from Neofelis nebulosa (Clouded leopard), 7584 nucleotides. RefSeq names its product contactin 2 (gene CNTN2). The transcript is spliced from 23 exons. The coding region runs from base 56 to 3499 and encodes 1147 amino acids. NCBI's taxonomy places the organism in Eukaryota, Metazoa, Chordata, Mammalia, Carnivora, Felidae. Gene Ontology annotation, molecular function: cell-cell adhesion mediator activity. The record is from RefSeq and is a predicted model, not a curated record. Gene Ontology annotation, biological process: cell-cell adhesion; brain development.
UGAGGACCGGAGCCAGCCAGUGAGCGGAGCCUGGGAGAGGGAGGAGCACAUCUUGAUGCAGAGAUGCUGCAGUGGCUCCGGGCGCGCAUACACACACGAGCGCCCUCGCCCGCCACCGCCACCGCGGCCGCCACCGCCGCACCAGGACAGCAGCGAGCGGCUGAGGCUGAGGCGAGCCGGGGAGGAGAGGAGGGCGGCCCAGGGGGCCGGCGGCCGGCCCGGCUCUGGCUCACCGCCCCGGGCAGCAUCCACCUGCCCCAGCCAACACCCUUCUUCCACCCCAGGUCCUUCUCAGCCUCCAGCUGGACUCUCUCCUCCCCGAGCUGAGGAUCCCCUCCUCAGCUCCCCAUCUCUGCCCAGAAUGCUCACCAUGGGGACACCCACCAGGAGGAAGUCACACCUGCUGCUGCUGCUGCUAGUCACUGUGGCCCUUGUCUUCUCUCCAGCUUGGAGUUCAGCCCGGGGAUCCCCGGCCACUUUCGGGCCAGUCUUUGAAGAUCAGCCCCUCGGUCUGCUGUUCCCGGAGGAAUCCACCGAGGAGAAGGUGACGCUGGCGUGCCGUGCCCGGGCCAGCCCUCCAGCCACCUAUAGGUGGAAGAUGAAUGGUACCGAGAUGAAAUUGGUGCCAGGUUCCCGCCACCAGCUGGUGGGGGGCGACCUGGUCAUCAUGAACCCCACCAAGGCACAGGACGCCGGCGUCUACCAGUGCCUGGCCUCCAACCCAGUGGGCACCAUCGUCAGCAGGGAGGCUGUGCUCCGCUUCGGCUUUCUGCAGGAGUUCUCCAAGGAGGAGAGAGACCCAGUGAAAACCCACGAAGGCUGGGGGGUGAUGUUGCCCUGUAACCCACCUGCCCACUACCCAGGCCUGUCCUACCGCUGGCUCCUCAACGAGUUCCCCAACUUCAUCCCGACGGACGGGCGUCACUUCGUGUCCCAGACCACGGGGAACCUGUACAUUGCCCGGACCAACGCCUCAGACCUGGGCAACUACUCCUGCCUGGCCACCAGCCACAUGGACUUCUCCACCAAGAGCGUCUUCAGCAAGUUCGCUCAACUCAACCUGGCUGCUGAAGACACCAGGCUCUUUGCACCCAGCAUCAAGGCCCGGUUCCCGGCAGAGACCUACGCGCUGGUAGGACAGCAGGUCACCCUGGAGUGCUUCGCCUUUGGGAACCCUGUCCCUCAGAUCAAGUGGCGUAAAGUGGACGGCUCCUUGUCCCCCCAGUGGGCCACAGCCGAGCCCACCCUGCAGAUACCCAGCGUCGCCUUCGAGGAUGAGGGCACCUAUGAGUGUAAGGCGGAGAACUCCAAGGGCCGCGACACCGUCCAGGGCCGAAUCAUCGUGCAGGCUCAGCCCGAGUGGCUCAAGGUGAUCUCAGACAUGGAGGCGGACAUCGGUUCCAACCUCCGUUGGGGCUGUGCGGCGGCCGGCAAGCCCCGGCCCACGGUGCGCUGGCUGCGGAAUGGGGAGCCUCUGACCUCCCAGAACCGUGUAGAGGUGCUGGCUGGGGACCUGCGCUUCUCCAAGCUGAGUCUGGAAGACUCGGGCAUGUACCAGUGCGUGGCAGAGAACAAGCACGGCACCAUCUACGCCAGCGCGGAGCUGGCCGUGCAAGCACUGGCCCCCGACUUCAGGCUGAACCCCGUAAAGCGUCUGAUCCCCGCGGCCCGCGGGGGAGAGAUCGUUAUCCCCUGCCAGCCCCGGGCGGCCCCGAAGGCUGUGGUGCUCUGGAGCAAAGGCACCGAGAUUCUGGUCAACAGCAGCAGAGUGACCGUAACUCCGGAUGGCACCUUGAUCAUAAGAAACAUCAGUCGGUCAGAUGAAGGCAAAUACACCUGCUUUGCUGAGAAUUUCAUGGGCAAAGCCAACAGCACGGGCAUUCUGUCUGUGCGAGAUGCAACCAAGAUCACUUUGGCCCCCUCAAGUGCUGAUGUCAACUUGGGGGACAGCCUGACCCUGCAGUGCCACGCCUCCCACGACCCCACCAUGGACCUCACCUUCAUCUGGACCCUGGAUGACUUCCCCAUCGACGUGGAUAAGCCUGGGGGUCACUACCGGAGGGCCAGUGUGAAGGAGACGGUUGGGGAUCUGACCAUCCUGAAUGCCCAGCUGCGCCACGGCGGGAAGUACACGUGCAUGGCCCAGACGGUGGUGGACAGUGCGUCCAAGGAGGCCACAGUCCUGGUCCGAGGUCCACCGGGUCCCCCAGGAGGUGUGGUGGUGAGGAACAUUGGCGACACCACCGUCCAGCUCAGCUGGAGCCGAGGCUUUGACAACCACAGCCCCAUUGCCAAGUACACCCUGCAAGCUCGCACUCCACCUGCAGGGAAGUGGAAGCAGGUUCGGACCAAUCCCGCCAACAUCGAGGGCAAUGCCGAGACCGCCCAGGUGCUGGGCCUCACACCCUGGAUGGACUACGAGUUCCGGGUCUUAGCCAGCAACAUCCUGGGCACUGGGGAACCCAGUGGGCCCUCCAGCAAAAUCCGGACCAAGGAAGCAGCCCCCUCAGUGGCACCCUCAGGACUCAGCGGAGGGGGUGGAGCCCCCGGAGAGCUCAUCGUCAACUGGACGCCCAUGUCGCGGGAGUACCAGAACGGAGACGGCUUCGGCUACCUGCUGUCCUUCCGCAGGCAGGGCAGCACCACCUGGCAGACCGCCCGGGUGCCUGGCGCCGACGCCCGGCACUUCGUCUACAGCAAUGACAGCAUCCAGCCCUACACGCCCUUCGAGGUCAAGAUCCGCAGCUACAACCGCCGCGGGGAUGGGCCCGAGAGCCUCACCACGCUGGUGCACUCUGCUGAGGAAGAGCCCAGGGUGGCCCCUACCAAGGUCUGGGCCAAGGGGGUCUCAUCCUCAGAGAUGAACGUGACCUGGGAACCCGUGCAGCAAGACAUGAAUGGCAUCCUCCUGGGGUACGAGAUCCGCUACUGGAAAGCCGGGGACAAGGAAGCAGCCGCUGACCGAGUGAGGACAGCAGGGCUGGACACCAGUGCCCGAGUCACCGGCCUGCACCCCAACACCAAGUACCAUGUGACCGUGCGGGCCUACAACAGGGCAGGCACCGGGCCCGCCAGCCCUUCUGCCAAUGCCACCACCAUGAAGCCCCCUCCACAGCGGCCUCCUGACAACAUCUCCUGGACUUUCUCAAGCUCGAGUCUUAGUAUCAAGUGGGACCCUGUGGUUCCUCUCCGAAAUGAGUCUGCGGUCACUGGCUAUAAGAUGCUCUACCAGAAUGACUUACACCCAACUCCCACGCUUCACCUCACCAGCAAGAACUGGAUAGAAAUCGCAGUUCCUGAAGACAUCGGCCAUGCCCUAGUACAGAUUCGGACCACGGGACCUGGAGGGGACGGGAUCCCGGCCGAAGUCCACAUCGUGAGGAAUGGAGGCACAAGCAUGAUGGUGGAGAACUCCGCAAUCCGCCCGGCCCCGCGUCCUGGUGCCAUCCUCUCCCCGUCCGUGGCAGUGCUGGUCCUCAUAGGCUACCUGGAGCUCUGAUCGUGGCGCCCCUCCCUCUCUGCCACAGCCGGACACCCACCUGUGAUGGACGCAGCCAGCUGGCCCUGGUCCCUUCCUGAUGCCAAGGUGGCUCAACACUGUGCCUCAGAAUGGCUGGUUUCCAAUACCUAUUUUAAACAGUGCCCUUUUCAUAGGAGGUAGGAUAUUUCAUAUUCUGCCACAGGAUAGAACCCGCGCAAGGAUUUUUUUUUUUUUUUUCUUUAAGUCAAAAGACACCAGGCAGCAACUUCCAUGAUGAUACCGAACGCUAUGCCUGGGUCCUCUGGGGCACCUGGAUGGAAGCAACAGGCCCAGGGGAAGAAGGGGGUUUGAAAUGUGUGUCUGCACGUCGGGGGAGAGGGCGCUCUGGUACCACAGACGGACUCUGUCCCCUGACAGCGGGGUGUGGGGCCCGGUGGGAACACUGGACGCAAAUGCCCUGCAGUAGGACGAAACACAGACAUCAACAUUCCUCGGCCUAAGGAUAGGGCCAAACCCGGGACAAAGAACGCCCCUACUUCCUCGAGGGGCAGCACAGCUGGACCCUGACAUUGCCCUUGAUGACUCCCUAGGGGCCCCUGCUACCUAUGCAGGUGGCAGAAAACCAGUGCCCCAAAGUCCGAGGCCAGGAGCCUGAACUUUAGGGGAUGAUAUUCCAGAGUGUCGGGGGUAAGAGCCAAAAGGGUUUGAGGAGCGGAGACUCCUGGUAGAAAGGGGCACCAGGCUUGGCCCGAAGGCACAGUCCCGAUGCAGGUGACGUUGCCCUCUUAGCCAACACUGCCAACCUGACCCUAUCACCCCCGGAGUGACAGAAGCCACGACGGGUGGCUGAGUGACUAAAGGGCUUAUCUCGGGGAGGUCCCCCACCCCACCAAGACCCAUCCUGCACGGCCCCUCGAGGGUGUGGACAGGAGACAGGAGACAAGACUUGUGUGCCCAUCCACUUCCUCCAGCUCAGCCCGCAGGCCCCAGGCCGCCACUCUCCAGCACUGACUCGCUCAAGCCUGGGACGGUAAGGCCGCAUCGGUUCUGGGUAUUCUGGAGCCGAGAGUCUUCUGAGAAGGGCAAAGGAUACAUGUGGCCCUGGUUGCUCCCAGGAAUACCCUGGACCACCUGGCAGGACCUGUCCCCCAGGCUGCCUCCGACUGCUCGUUUUCAUUUCCUCUGAAGAAAAAGGCGCUAAUAAAUUUAGGGGCAUCCUAGCAUGGGCUCUGGGUACAUUACCAGUCACAGGACAUCAGAGCUGGAGGAGGCUUCUGAGCCCAACUCGCUCAAGCCCCUCACUUUACAGAUGAGGAAACGGAGGGGUUAGGGACUUCCCGAGGUCACACAGCCUGUCUGACCUUCCUACCCAGGCUGUCCGUCCCGACGAAGGGGGCAGUGCUGAAUGGCUACUGCCUGGUUAAGAAGGUGGUAAGAAGGGCAGUGGGCUAUGAAAAUCCUGCUUCAAGAGGUUCAGGUGGGGUGAUCGGCAUGGCUGGGUCCCGGGCCGAGGCGCGGGCCGACGCCAGGAGAUAGCGAUCCUUCGCUUCCCGAGUCUGGCUUCUGCUGGGCCCUCCGCCCUCUGCCGCCCUUCCCCUUGCUCCAAGAAAAGGCACCAAAGCAAGGACAGGAAUCUCAUGAAUCCAGGCAGCAGUGCUGGCACAGCCAGGAAGCCCCAGAGCCCGUGCUGUGAGAGGUGGCCCUUCACACAAUAGAGCAGUGGGACAGGCAUCUUGUCGGAGAUAGGCCCGCCGAGGACCCCAGAGCCAGGCUUCUGUAGUUUACAGUUAGAGCUCUAUUUUGUUAUGGGUUUUUAACUUUUAAGUCCUGCUCUCUUUUCCUGGGCAGGCUUAUGUUGAUGUUUACCCGCUACAAUUUUUUUAAAACGUCAGCUCGACACCACUUCUCCGGGUUACUGCUACACCCGCCACCCCACCCCGGGCCCAGGACUGCCUCCCUGGAGCCGUUGACCAAACCCUCCUCCCCUGCCCCUAUCCAUCUCCCCCACCCCCGUGCAAGGUGCUGCGGGCUCAGCUAAAUGACCACAUUCUGAACACGGAGACCCCACGCGGUCUAGCACCCUUCCUGGUCCCCUGUGGCUGUGAGCGGACCUGUCCUCAGCUCUAUCAGAACGGGGACGCCGAGGGGAAGAAACCUUCCUCCAAGGUUUAGCUGAGUCUUUCCUCACUGCCUUGGGCUGCAGCAGGGGAAACAGGAGGACAGGUGUCUAGAUGCUGGGGCCAGAGGGAUGAGCUGGUCUGGCCCAGGACCUCACGGGUAUAGCCGGAGACUGCAGUCCCUAAACUUGCUUGAGUCCAAAGGCACUCAUGACCAAGAGUCUUAGUUCUAAUGAGGCCCGUUAGCAAAGGGGAGGAAAGGAGACCCUCUGGAAAACCUAGGAAACCCAGCCCAGGAAAACCUAAUCAGACUUGUCGGGAAGAAGCAGAGCUGUAUAUUAAGACUCAGGCUCCUGCACCCGAGACCUCAGGCAGAGUACGGAGUAAGGUUUAGUAAGACAGUAGGGGACCUGAGGACGUGCAAGCUUAUCAAAUAGACUAGCCUCCUGUUGAGGUGGCUUAUCAUACGGGAGCUUGCGUGCAGGCAAGAGAGCCCCUUCCUGCCCGAGGGGCCUCUCGUUUUCAUCUCUGCUCCGAUGGGCUGCGUCUCACUCCUGCUGUGCUCAGUGCUCGAUUUGGGAUCUCUCCCCUCUCACACGCCAAGCCUCGGCCUCGGCGGCAGCGACAAGGAAGACAGCCGGCCACAAACAAGUACUUUACCCCACAGCUGAGUGGCCAGUAAGUGCCUUGAGGACUAGGGACAGAGCCCGCCUGCAGACACUGCUUCGGGGCCAAGGGGGACAGUGUCUCUCUGUCCUGCGUAUAUUUCGGCUCAGCCUACAGGUCCCUUUGCCCCGGGUCUUGGCUAACCGGUCCCCGUUGCUCUAACAGUCUCGACGUAUACCUCACCCUCAGGGGGACAGGAGCUGUCUCCAGAUGGGUCUCGCGGCCCAGCCAGGCCAUCAAAUAGUACAGACGGGCCACGGAACAGAAAGGCCAUGAGGAGGGGCUUUUUUUUCCCUUUCGAUAAAAUAACAGGAAAUCUGAGAUUAGACACCGGGAAGAGCUUCUGCAAUGAGGCCCGAAGGUGAGUGGUCAAGAGGCUUCUUCCUUUUCUAGGGACCUUGGAGGAAUUCUGACAGCUGUUGGCCUGGGGUCUAGGUGAGGUGGAGUCUGGGGGUGUGAGGACAUGCUGCUGGAUGUCCUUCCAGGGCUGAGGUUUAGAUCAGCACCGGAGGAGUCUUGCAGCCCCUUUUUGCUGCAGCCUCUUCCCGCAGGGGUAGUGAUAGCCGUGUCACCAGGGGGGAAGGCUCACCUCAGGCACUCUUUCGGGGAAGAGUGGAAGACAGCACCGGGGCCAUCUAGUCCCCUUGGGGCAAGAACCCAAGCUGGCUGAGGAUGCUUUACUCCCUUGAUCUCCCCCCUGCCCAGAGGACUCCCUUUUCUCUUCCUGGCUCAGAUGUGGGACGGCUGGCCGGGCAUCUCCGGGUUGGUGGGAGGGCUAGACUUCUCCUCAAACCUGGUUUUGAGGCUCAAGUGUGGUGCCCCAUUUCCCCGGGUCAGACCGACCCUGGGCUUCAUCCUGGGAUGAACGAGGUUGCCAGAGAGGCUCCUGGGGUGGUGUGAGGGACGAGGUGGGCAUUUUUAAGGGACUUCUAAAAGCUCCAUAGAGAGAGGUGCCCGGUAGCUGUAUAUAGGGUCAUAGACUUUAGGAAGGCAGGAUAAUAAAGGGAAGCUGGGGAGGAAAAAAAUAGGUCAGAUAACUUUGCCCCGAGGCCCAGGAAGCCCAGUGUCCUUAGCUGGGGUGCACCCUGCCUUGGCCCCUAGACUGCAACUUACCCAGCCCCAUCCAGGGCCUGCAUAGCUUAGUCUCACAGCCUGGCAAGGGCUGGGGCUUCUUUGGACCCCCGACUUGACCCCGAUUUUGUCGAAAUGGAACCACUUCCACUGGCCUAUCGUUUGUCUCUCUUGUACUUCUUGUAAUGGUAGUUAUUUAUUGACUCUGGUAGCAGGCAGUUCUUAAAUAAAGAUGAUUUCUCAACCUGC